AAUGUACUAGUCGUACAUCGCACCUAACACAGUGCGGCAGAGGUUAGCGCUCGAAAAAAAAUAUCCUCCAGUGUCCAGUGAAGUGUUAACAGUGUUCGGUAAAAUUCGAAUUUGGAAUACGGUUGGUGUUUUAAAAAAUGGAAACGGCACCAUGCUUCAAGAAAUUUAAUAAAUGGCGUUUAUGAGUGGCCUUUGGAACUCGAUCGUUGGGACCAACGAGAAAGAAGUCUCUUGGGACGAGGUGGCUGACUUCUAUUUAGACUUGAGGAAAUAUUUCUCAGUUUCUGAAAUUGAUAAAGAGGAAAUACCAAUUGUUUUUGGAGAAGCACACGAGAUAAGCUUUAAUAAAACCGGUUUUGGAUUGAAUUACACUCCUCUAAACUUCAUCACUAUAUAUCAUAUUGAUACUAGGAAAGCUGAAAUAAAGAUGCCGAGCGGCCACGUGGACCAGCCUGUCAUUGAGGACAACAGAGACGGCACCGUCAGCAUCAAGUAUGAGCCGAGAGAAGAGGGCAUCCAUGAGCUUUAUGUCAAGUACAACGGAGAACAUGUUCAGGGAUCUCCAUACAAGUUUACAGUGGAUUCCAUCUCUUCUGGCUAUGUGACGGCUUAUGGGUCGGGUUUGGUGAGCGGUGUCAGCGGUGAGCCCAGUCAAUUCACUAUCAGCACCAAAGGCGCCGGGGCUGGCGGGCUGUCUAUGUCUGUUGAAGGACCCAGUAAGGCUGAGAUUACAUGCCACGAUAACAAAGAUGGCACGGUUGCCGUCUCGUACUUGCCCACAGCUCCUGGAGAGUACAAGGUCUCUAUUAGAUUUGGGGACAAGCAUAUCAGAGGAUCGCCCUUCAUUGCAAAGGUUACCGGCGAAGGACGCAAGAGGAAUCAGAUCUCUGUAGGCAGCUGCAGCGAAGUUACCCUGCCUGGCAAGAUCAGUGACAAUGAUAUCCGCAGUCUUAAUGCUUCUAUCCAGGCACCAUCAGGCUUAGAAGAGCCUUGUUUCCUGAAACGAUUGCCCUCAGGAAAUAUUGGCAUUAGCUUCACUCCCCGUGAAGCCGGUCAGCACAUCGUCUCCGUAAAGAAGAUGGGUGUUCACAUACAAAACUCACCAUUCAACAUCACAGUCCAGGAACAGGAAGUUGGUGAUGCUAAAAAAGUCCAGGUAUCCGGCACAGCACUGAAAGAAGGCAAGACCCACGGUGAAAAUACCUUUACAGUCGACACCAGGAAUGCUGGUUAUGGUGGUCUCUCACUUUCCAUUGAAGGUCCAAGCAAGGCGGAAAUCCAAUGCGCCGACAGUAAAGAUGGUGUUCUAGCCAUUAGCUACAAGCCCACCGAACCUGGCUAUUACAUCAUAAACCUUAAGUUUGCCGACCACCACGUAGAGGGGUCACCAUUUACUGUCAAGGUGACCGGCGAGGGUAGCAACCGACAGAGAGAGAAGAUUCAGAGGCAACGCGAUCCAGCUCCGCUAACUGAAGUCGGCACAAAUUGCAAACUCACCUUUAAAAUGCCUGGUAUCACUUCAUUCGACCUGGCUGCCACCGUGACCAGUCCGGGGGGUGUCUCUGAAGAUGCGGAAAUUCAGGAGGUCGAAGAUGGCCUGUACUCGGUACACUUUGUGCCCAAGGAGUUGGGUGUACACACGGUCUCUGUCAAGUACAGGGAGAUUCAUAUUCCUGGCUCACCCUUCCAGUUCACGGUGGGUCCUCUCCGGGAUUCUGGGGCUCACUUGGUGAAGGCUGGUGGUACUGGUUUGGAGCGAGGAGAGGCUGGACGAUUCAAUGAGUUCAAUGUUUGGACUCGUGAGGCGGGAGCGGGACAACUUGCGAUAUCUCUGGAAGGCCCCAGCAAAGCAGAGAUCGAUUUCAAGGAUAGAAAGGAUGGGUCCUGCGACGUAUCUUACAAAGUCGAUGAACCUGGUGAAUACCGUAUCGGAUUGAAGUUCAACGAGCAACAUAUUCCUGACUCACCCUUCAAGGUGUACAUAUCCCCGGCGGUGGGAGACGCGUACCUGCUGGAGGUGGCACAGUUUCCAGACUCGGCGCAAGUGGACAAGCCAGCGCAGUUCUAUAUUAGAUUCAAUGGGGCUAAAGGAGAAUUGGAUGCUAGAAUUAUUUCCCCGUCGGGCAAGACAGACGACUGCUUCAUCCAGAACAUCGACGGAGACCAGUACUCCAUCAGGUUCAUGCCGCGGGAGAACGGUGUCCACAACAUCAAUGUUAAGUUCAAUGGAGUUCACAUCCCAGCUUCUCCAUUGAGGAUCAAGGUUGGUAAAGAUGAUGCUGAUCCUGCAGCGGUCCACGCGCACGGACCAGGAUUGGGAUCCGUUAAGACCGGUGCCAAAACGGAUCUGAUCAUUGACACGUGCAACGCUGGCGCUGGUAUCCUGGCCGUCACCAUGGAUGGCCCCUCCAGGGUGGCCAUGGACUGUACUGAAGUUGAAGAGGGCUACAAGGUGCGUUAUACUCCAUUAGCACCCGGCUUCUACUACUUGAGUAUCAAGUACAACGGUGCUCACAUUGUAUGCUCGCCGUUCAAGAUCGAGGCUACAGGUGGCAAGAUCGCUGAAGUUGGCGCUCAAGAGACGUCAUCGGUGACCGUCGAAACUGUCCAGAAGGUGUCCAAGUCUGGCCAGAAACAGGGUCCGGUGUUACCGAACUUCAAGUCUGAUGCUUCCAAAGUCACCUCUAAGGGCAUGGGGCUGAAGAAGGCUUAUCUGAACAAGCAUAACCAGUUCACAGUCCACGCUGGUGAUGCGGGCAAUAACAUUUUAUACGUCGGAAUCUAUGGCCCCAAGGGUCCUUGUGACGAGGUGCAGCUCAAACACAAGGGCAAGAACAACUAUGAAUGUUGGUACGUGGUCAGAGACAGGGGAGACUACAUUGUCAUCAUCAAAUGGGGUGAAGAACACAUCCCCGGUUCACCAUACAAGGUCGAAGUCUAAGAUACCAUCUGCAGAUGACAGCGUGUUCAAAAACAGUCUCAUAAUAUUUCAUAAAAAGCGUGGAUACCCUUGUACACUCGCGUGCCAUAAAAUUGCAUUCAUUAUUUUUAUUAUAAAUUAUUUUUAUAUAUUACAAUGGAGAUUCUUUAGAUAUUAUGAUAAUUAGAUAUGUGCGGAAUGAGUUUUCAUUAUUAAUGCGUGUAAAGUGUACUAUUAAUUUUGCAAUAAUGGACAAUUUUCUAGAGAAAGACUUUAAAAAAUAUUUAAUUUAUCGUUUCGUCAAUAAGCAUUGUGAUCAUAUUUCAUUGUGUACAUUAAAAUUGGAGAAUCUACAUGCGCUGUCAUCACUCAAUAUAUAGAUUAAUAUUUAUUUUCUUUCAAGGAUUACGAAAAGAUUUCAUUAAAAUUGACAAUAAUUGAUCUCUCGGUAUGGAAAAUGAUAGAUCUUUUUGUAAUCCUUCUCGUGUUAAAUUUUUCCCGUUCCUAUAUCUUUAUUUAUUAUCAAAUGUCAUUAUUAGGUAUCCAAUUUUCUUGCAAGUAUUUUUAUAUUCUAACAACGAAAGUAUCUUAUCAUAAAGAUAUGUAUUUUAUAUUUUUUAUAAAUCCAUUAUAUAUGAUUCAUUUUAUAUGAUUCUCGUUUAGUGUUUAGGGCGACUAAAUGACAAUACAUAUAAAAGUAUUAAUUUAAAAUAUUCCCUAUUAUUCAUAAGUAAAUUAAAAGGCGCGAUUUAUUUAGUAAUUUGUUUAAAUUGUUGUUUUUAUGUGUUCCCUUUUGUAAUUCUUCUGCCUUCUUUUUUAAUUAAAAGUCUAGUCAUAGAAGAAUAAUUUAAUUCUUAUAUCUUUUUUGUAACAUUAUGAUGUGUUGAUCCAUUUUUUUAUAGGAAUAUUAUUUCACAAGUAUUCGUCUAAUAAAUGGCGUCUUAUAAUAUUUAAUGUAAGCGUAAAACGUAUCUGCUUUCUAAUUCCUGUAUGGUUUGUGUUGUAUGAUGUACCUACGUAGGUAGAAUGACCCUAAAUAUUGUAAAUAGGUAUAUAAUUUAAGUAUUUAAUAUAAUAUAAUGUAUUGCGACUGUUAACUUAAUAAAAGAGGAAAGUUCAGAAA
Galleria mellonella (greater wax moth) is the source of this 4043-nucleotide messenger RNA. It is a transcript of the gene cher, whose product is annotated as filamin-A. Bases 173 to 2941 code for a protein of 922 amino acids. Gene Ontology annotation, biological process: actin cytoskeleton organization. Lineage: Eukaryota; Metazoa; Arthropoda; Insecta; Lepidoptera; Pyralidae. Gene Ontology annotation, molecular function: actin filament binding. The record is from RefSeq and is a predicted model, not a curated record. The transcript has 19 exons.